AAAAAAAAUGGAAACGGAAGCGAAGAAGCCGAUUUUUAAGAAAAAGGACCUCUCCGAGGUAAAUCCCACAGUGGGGAAGAAACGGCAGUGGAAAUCGUUGAAGCAAAUCCUGGCCUACGAGAAAACGCUACCGUGGAAGGACACCGACUUAACAUAUUCCAACGUUAAUGCACCGCCGUCGCUUAAACCCGCCAAGAAAUAUUCCGAUAUCUCCGGUCUGAUCGCACCGUACACAGACCCACACUCGAAGCUACGGUAUCACAACGCCGAAGAAUAUCAAACGAUACGCACCUUCCCGAUGGAUCUCACCGCCGGCUACCUUGCGCUCAGAGGUGCCACCAGCAUUGUGUAGUCG
This is a messenger RNA of Anopheles darlingi, 355 nucleotides long. RefSeq names its product INO80 complex subunit C. The record is from RefSeq and is a predicted model, not a curated record. NCBI's taxonomy places the organism in Eukaryota, Metazoa, Arthropoda, Insecta, Diptera, Culicidae. The coding region runs from base 8 to 352 and encodes 114 amino acids. Gene Ontology annotation, biological process: chromatin remodeling. The transcript is spliced from 2 exons. Gene Ontology annotation, cellular component: Ino80 complex.